AUGUCAGUCCGAACGGACCUACCCAUUGCUGGGUGGGUUCGGGAUGACUGUUUACCCCUGAAAGCUGAAGUUGCCCAAAGCCAGACAUUGUUGAAGUGGAAGUGGUACCUGCAGGAGAGAGGAGGGAUACAGGCUGGAGAAAUUAAAGAACUCUCUAAACUCUUAAAUGGCUUAGUGACAUACAAGUCCUUGUCACAUCCAAACACCUGUGAAAUACCAGUACUGCAACCUUCCCCUCUCAAGUCAGCUCCGCCCUAUGACAACUUGACAACAGAACAGAAGCAUGAUGCCUGGUUCACUGAUGGGUCAGCGGUGUUGACCCAUAAAGGAAGAAGGUGGACAGCAGUAGCCUACAACCCUCAACAGGGGAAGAUUGUGCAAGAGCAAGUCAGUAUGCUGAGCUAG
Messenger RNA from Pelobates cultripes (western spadefoot toad), 405 nucleotides. The record is from the annotation of a GenBank genome assembly. Lineage: Eukaryota; Metazoa; Chordata; Amphibia; Anura; Pelobatidae.